UGUUCAGUUCAUGCUCAAAACCAAUCAAUAUCCAUAACAUCCACCUCUAGCCAGCCAUCUUUCUUGUACAUUACUCUCACUUUAAACUCAUGAGGACCAACGCUGAGAGCCUCUGGGUCUUUGCUGUAGCUUCUAAAUACAAAUCCUACACAUGCUUCAAUAUAUUCUUAGUCUCUGUUUUGGCUUCAGCUCUAGCUUGGUUUGUUAUGAACCUUAUUUACUGGGCUCACCCGGGUGGUCCAGCCUGGGGAAAACAUGAAUGGAUGAAAAAGAGAAAUAAAAGUAAAAAUAAUUCAAAUACUUUUUCUUCAGGGCCAGUGAUACCUGGUCCAAAAGGCUUUCCUAUCAUCGGAAGUAUGAGGUUAAUGACUGGUUUAGCCCACCGCAAGCUAGCUGCGGUAUCGAAAGCUUGUGGAGCGACCAGGCUCAUGGCCUUCAGUCUUGGUGAGACUAGAGUAAUUAUCACGUCUAAUCCAAGCGUAGCAAAAGAGAUUUUGAACAAUUGUGUGUUUGCUGAUCGGCCAGUGAAGGAAUCGGCUUAUAGUUUGAUGUUCAACAGAGCAAUUGGUUUUGCUCCGUACGGAGUUUACUGGACAACACUGAGGAGAAUAGCCGCGACACAUAUGUUCUGUCCUAAGCAAAUCAAAGCCUUUGAAGCUCAAAGGUUUGAUAUCGCUCAUCAGUUGGUUAAUAUGUUUAAAGUCCAGCGAGGAAAUGUUACGAAUAUUCGAGAGGGAUUGCGAAAAGCUUCUCUCAGCAACAUGAUGGGCUCUGUUUUUGGGCGAACGUAUGGACUUGAUUCAGAAGCAGAGGAGCUAAGGAAGCUUGUUGAUGAGGGUUAUGAUCUGUUGGGAAUGCUCAACUGGUCCGACCAUCUUCCUUGGUUGGCUGAAUUGGACCUGCAAGGUAUUCGGGCCAGAUGUACCAAUCUGGUACCUCAGGUCAAUCAGUAUGUCAGCCGGAUUAUAUCCAAACAUCAACACAACCCUGAUAAACUCAUGUCUGAUUUUGUUGAUGUUCUGCUUUCUUUACAAGGUCGUGAAAAUUUGUCCCACUCCGAUAUGGUUGCCGUGUUAUGGGAAAUGAUAUUUAGAGGGACUGAUACGGUUGCAGUGUUAAUGGAGUGGACGCUAGCACGAGUGGUGCUUCACAGAGACGUACAAUCAAGGCUUCACAAAGAACUCGACACUAUAGUUGGGCAGUCUCGUGCUGUAACGGAAGCUGACAUAUCUUCCCUGGUUUAUCUACCCGCCGUUCUGAAGGAGGUUCUCCGGCUCCACCCUCCUGGCCCACUUCUCUCGUGGGCCAGGCUAGCGGUCACCGACACCACCGUGGAUGGCCAUCAUGUUCCGGCAGGGACCACAGCCAUGGUAAACAUGUGGGCCAUCACAAGAGAUCCGAAUGUCUGGGAGGACCCACUCAGUUUCAAGCCUGAGAGGUUCUUGAAUGAGGCUCCUGAGGUGGAGUUCUCAGUGAUGGGGUCCGACUUGAGGCUGGCGCCAUUCGGAUCCGGGAGGCGGGCAUGUCCUGGAAAAGCACUUGGCUUGACCACGGUGACCUUUUGGGUGGCUUCGCUGUUGCACGAGUUCGAGUGGGGUUCGAGUUCGGAUUCGGGUGUUGAUUUGUCGGAGACAUUGAAGCUAUCGUGUGAGAUGGCGAAUCCGCUUGUUGCUAAGGUGAAAGCUAGGCGUGUACAUAAGAAGUAAAUACAUGUUCCAGAGACACAAGAAAAGGCCGGAGGAUUUUACUCUUGAUCUUUUCGUAAUGUCUUUUCUAGGCUUUGGUUUUUCUUUCUGCAAUUUUACAAUUUUAUAUGUACAUGCAGGUUAUAGUGUGUGUUGUGGUUUAUGAAUGAAAGUAUUCCCUGUCCAGUGUGAUAAAAAUUUGGCAAGUUA
Messenger RNA from Daucus carota subsp. sativus, 1895 nucleotides. RefSeq names its product cytochrome P450 78A6. The coding region runs from base 90 to 1706 and encodes 538 amino acids. The record is from RefSeq and is a predicted model, not a curated record. Gene Ontology annotation, molecular function: heme binding; oxidoreductase activity, acting on paired donors, with incorporation or reduction of molecular oxygen; monooxygenase activity. Lineage: Eukaryota; Viridiplantae; Streptophyta; Magnoliopsida; Apiales; Apiaceae. The transcript has 2 exons.